AUGCGAGGUGGUGGUGUCCUUAUUGCUGUAUCAAACCGAUUUGCAUCCAGGCGCAAUUUGUGUACUCAUGACGAACUUGAACAGCUUUGGGUGAAUAUUAACUGUCGGGGCAGCAGCAUUUGCAUUGGCGUCAUAUAUCUUUCUCCCGAUUACUCCAAUGAUUCUUUUACCGUGCAAAAACAUAUAGACUCCGCACUUGAAAUUUCGUGCUCGCUCCAGCCGCAUGCAACUCAUUUGCUCUUUGGAGACUAUAAUCAGCCUGGUAUUACCUGGACACGUACAAGCUCGGGCUAUGCUAUUCCAAACAUUUCCGAGUCAACGUUUUCUGGAACUGCUUCUGCUCUUCUGGAUGGUAUGUCGCUGCUGAAUAUGUUACAGAUGUGCACUGUCACUAACGAUAGGAUUCGAACGUUAGAUCUCUUAUUCGUCAAUGAGGAAUCGGCACCGGAUUGCACUGUCGUUGAAGCUUGUGAGCCUCUACUAGAAAUGGAUUCGCAUCACCCUCCUCUAUUGGUCACUCAAGCAUUUCCGCAACCAGUUGAUUUUGAUGAUACGCCCGAAGAUAGGGAAUUUAAUUUUGUCAAAGCAGAUUUUAUUGCACUAAUGGAUUCGUUACAAGAAAUCAACUGGGAAACGGCACUAAAUCAUGCUAUGGAUGUUAAUCUUGCUGUAGAAAGACUCUCAACUAUUUUACUUCAGCUGUUCAGUCUUCACGUUCCAGCUCCUCGUCCCAGACCGAAACCACCCUGGUCUAAUCAGCGGUUGAAAAAACUAAAACGUUUGAGAGCAAAAGCACUUCGCAGAUACACACAUCAACGGAAUCCCUUAACAAAGCGAGACUUCACCCAGGCCAGUAAUAACUACAGAGCAUAUAACCGUAUCCUUUAUUCACAGCAUAUCCUACGUGUACAGUCAAACCUCAGAAGAAACCCCAAAGGUUUCUGGGCUUUUGUGAAUGAAAAACGUAAGGAAAGCGGACUCCCUUCGCAAAUGGUUUUAGAAGGAGAAAUUGCAAACACUCGCGAUGGCAUCUGCAACCUGUUUGCCAAGCACUUCUCUAGUGCAUUCAACGCAUCCCCUGCUAGCGCUGUACAGGUAGAAAAUGCUCUUCAAAACGUUCCAAACAAUGUAAUGAAUCUAGGCAAUGUUCGAUUCAUCGACGAUGAUAUCAUGCUUGCAAUAAAGAAAUUAAAGUCAUCUAUGAUACCUGGUCCAGACGGAAUUCCUGCCAGUGUAUUUAAAAAAUGUGCUACUGCCCUUUGUGCUCCAUUAAAAUUAAUAUUUAACCAGUCGCUGGCGCAAGGAGUAUUUCCAGAGCGCUGA
Molecule: messenger RNA, 1323 nt
Organism: Wyeomyia smithii (pitcher-plant mosquito)
Lineage: Eukaryota; Metazoa; Arthropoda; Insecta; Diptera; Culicidae
Exons: 1
Coding region: 1-1323 (440 amino acids)
Source: RefSeq, a predicted model, not a curated record